GAGGGGGCGGAGAGAGCGGCCCGGCGCAUGCCCCUCCGAGCGCUCCCGGGAGCGAGGGCGGCUGUGGCGGUCUCCAUGGAGAUGGAAGAUGGCGCCCAGGAGCCGGCAGCGCUCCUCGGCGCCGCUGCAGAUCCUGCUGUUCCUCAACGGCUGGUACUGCGCCACUUACUUCCUCCUGGAGGCCUUCAUCUUCGUCUACAAGGUCCUGCUGCUGCCCUACCCCUCCGCCAACCUGGCGCUGGACGUGGUCAUGCUCUUCCUCUACCUGGGCGUUGAGGCCACCCGCAUCUUCUUCGGGUCGAAGGGCAACCUGUGCCAGCGAAAGGUGCCGCUCUCCAUCAGCCUGGCCCUGACCUUCCCAGCGGCCACGAUGGCGGCCUACUACCUGCUGCUCCAGACCUAUGCCUUGCGCCUGGAAGCCAUCCUCAAUGCUAUCCUCCUGGUCUUCUACACUGCGGAGCUGCUGCUGGGUGUUCUCACGCUGGCCUCCUUCUCCAGAUUCAUACUGAGGCACAGCAACAUGUGGGACAGCAUGGGGGACAGCAGGGAGCCUGUGGCAACGCUGGCAGCUCUGUUGCCCGGCCUGCACCCUGUCCCGGGCUGGCGACGGCAGGAGGGACGGAGCUGUGCCACUGGGCUGGCCCCACUCUGGUGUGCUCGGGGCACUGAGCCAAGCCCACGUCGGCGCUGGCAGGCACCUGUGGCUUGGCCUGGGCCAGUGGGCGGCCGCGAGGCAGAGCAGCCUCCACCCUGAGUGUUCCUCUCCACUCCACCUGCAGCAUGCGCAAAUAACUCGCCAGGCAGCGCCCACCCUGCUGCCACCCGGGGCUCUGACCCCACGUGGCGGGACCCAGACCCAGGGCUUGUGACACACAGGUCAGCUUGAGAUACGGAGAAUUAUUUUUUUCUACGGCAUCCUCAGAAUAAUUUACUAUUUUCCAAUAAAUAUUUAUUUUUA
Molecule: messenger RNA, 958 nt
Organism: Dromaius novaehollandiae (emu)
Lineage: Eukaryota; Metazoa; Chordata; Aves; Casuariiformes; Dromaiidae
Gene: TMEM216
Product: transmembrane protein 216
Exons: 5
Coding region: 89-754 (221 amino acids)
Biological process (GO): non-motile cilium assembly
Cellular component (GO): ciliary transition zone
Source: RefSeq, a predicted model, not a curated record